This is a messenger RNA of Ylistrum balloti, 753 nucleotides long. RefSeq lists its product as uncharacterized. The record is from RefSeq and is a predicted model, not a curated record. Bases 1 to 753 code for a protein of 250 amino acids. Gene Ontology annotation, cellular component: membrane. Lineage: Eukaryota; Metazoa; Mollusca; Bivalvia; Pectinida; Pectinidae. The transcript has a single exon.
AUGGCAAAGCGUUACCAGCCAGGUGAAGGUAUGGUGGGAGAUGAUGAAUUAGCCUAUGACAAUGAACUUCAACCUCAUCUUGGCCAUCUUCAGUUUGACAAUGAAGGAUUUACUGCAUUUGAUUUUGACAACCCGGAAAAUAAUGAUAUUGUACAACAGUCCUCUGUCAAGGUUGAAAUUCAGUCAGAGGUCAAGUUGAAUCAAGGUCAAGCUGUCGGUCCCAGUGCUGAACCAAAUGGUAGUGCUAACAGUGAGCCGUCUGUGACAAUUUUGACAUCUUCAUCAAAUCAAAAUGGGAAUGCUCAAUCAGAAAAUACUCCAGUUCAUUAUAAAAGCUCUUCAGAAUCAACGACAAAAUCAAAUGGAACCAAUAAAGACCGUCGUGUAAUCCAAACAGCCCAUAUCCAGGAAACGGAAAGAUGGAGAGACUUUGAGCGUCAGCGUCCAUUGCGACAACGCCAUAUCAUGUUGUUAAAAGUUUUUGGAAUUAUUGCUUGUCUGUUUUUCUUUCCAACAGGUAUACCAGCAGUGUAUUAUGCUUUUAAAACUGAAAAAGAAUUUGAUGAAGGAAUUAUGCGUGGAAACAUUGAUGAGGCACAGAGAUGUGCAAGAAAAUCUGAGAGAUUUAUCAUAUUUUCUGGACUGUUGGCAAUUCUGACUGCUGUCAUUAUAUUUGCUGUAGUAGAGAGAUCACUGAUGGAUGAACAAGCAUAUUGGGAAAGUCAUAGUUCUAGUCGUGUUCUACCACCAUAA